AUGGUUCAAUGGAAAAUCCCCAAGCCGGCACUUGCUGACAUCAAGGUUCUACCGGCAGUCAAUAAGGCCAGGAGGAUCUACGACCUCAACAACGUCCCACUCGUCACCGGGCUGUCCCAGAUAAAAUGGCACCUACCGCACUCCAUACACGGUGACCACCGCGGGCGCACGACCAAGGCCCCCAUCGUGAACCACCGAGUCGAAUACCACUACUCCAGGGUUGUCCCCGUCCGCAUCGCCAUCGACCGCAACAACAACCUGUCCGAAUGCCCCAUCGAGUUCGAGGUCCUGCAGGAGUUUGACUCUGGAGGAGUCGCGGGCCACGUCGAGAAGAUUGUGCUGGGCAAGGUGACGUUGAAUUUGGCCGAGUAUGUCGAGGAGAGCGAGGCGAUCGUACGGGAGCUGCGCCCGGGCACGGCAGAGGGCCCGCAGAGCAGGGGCCAUGCGCGGCACAGGAGCUCUCUGAGCGCGCACACGGGAGGCACGAGUCGGAGCAGCCUGGACAGAGACGAGGCCCUGUCCGCCAUGGACGCCGAGGAGGGCGUCGUGAGGAGGUACCUCAUGCAGGAGAGCAAGGUCAACAGCACGCUCAAGAUCGGCAUCUUGAUGGUGCAGAUCGAAGGGGAGCGGAACUACAUCGCGCCGGCGCUCAAGACGGCGCCCGUCUUUGGAGGCAUCGCCGGCAUCAUGGCCGGAGAGCAGGUCGAGCAAGACGACGCAGGCCAGCUCCCCAAUCUCUCCAAGUCCCGCGACGCCUCCGAGGUGCAGGACAUGUACCGCCGCGCCCUGGCCGCCUCGUGGGCCUGCCAGCCGGGCGACAUGCCCGCCGACGAGUGCAUCGAGGACAUCUUUGGCGGCGGCUCCGGCUUCCGCGACCCGCUCUACACCACCGCCGCCGCCGCCACCUCGAGCCCGCGCGGGGCAGCGGCUCCGCCGACCAUGACCACCACCGCCGCCACGGGAGCCUCGUCCUCGGACACGGCGUCCACGGCCUCGUCGUCGCCGCGCAGCAGGGGCCCGCCCCACGGCCGCUCGCGCUCCAACCUGCUCGCCCGCGACGACUCUGGGUCCGACGAGUUCGAAGGCGGCGGUGGGGGAGGAAGCACCCUGCGCCCGCGCGACGCCCGGCUUUUCCAGCAGCGCCAACAGCAACAGCAGCAGGGGCUGCACCACUCGCGCCAGCACAGCGGGGGCAGUCUGCACACCGUCACGCACAGGCCGGCCUCGCGCAGCAGCCAGCAGCGGCCGCCGAGCCGCAGCCGCGACGAGACGUUAUCCGUGCGCGUGCCGUCCGGCGGCCCGGCCAGCAGCAGUGUGACCGGUGGCGGCGGCGGCCGCUCCCUGCGGUCCUCGGAGAGCAUGGCCAGCCUGGCGACGACGCUGGGCAGCGACCGCGGGCGCGAAGGGUUCAAGCGGCCCAGCGAGGUCGGCGAGUUCGAGGUGCGGGACGACCUUGUCGCCUGGCGGUUGCCGGGGGCUGUGUCUUGA
Thyridium curvatum is the source of this 1488-nucleotide messenger RNA. RefSeq lists its product as uncharacterized. Lineage: Eukaryota; Fungi; Ascomycota; Sordariomycetes; Thyridiales; Thyridiaceae. The coding region runs from base 1 to 1488 and encodes 495 amino acids. The record is from RefSeq and is a predicted model, not a curated record. The transcript has 3 exons.